AGUCAUAACCUCGAGAAGACAAAAUCCCCACGAACUUCCAUACUCUUCCAGAAAGUACCAAAAGGAGUCUUUACCAUCUUCUAGCUUUUAUACUGAACAUACUUUACCUUCAGACAUAUCCAUCGUCUGCCUACUCACAAUUCAGACACCAAAAACCAUGUCAAUAGUUCCAAUUGGCAACCAGGAUGGCACAAUCACAAAUCCGUUCUCUUUAAACUCAUGGGAUCCUGAAGAUUUCUUCACUUCACUAGACCUUCGGGACCCGUUUCAAAACUUUCCAUUCCCUUCCGUACUUUCCACUCCAUUUCCUUCAUUGUCAAGGCAAACCCAGGUAAACUGGAGGGAAACAUCAAGAGCCCAUGUGUUUAGAGCUGUGUUUCCUGAUUUUGGCAGAGAAGAUGUGCUUGUUUACAUUGAUGAUGAUAAUAUGCUUCAAGUAAGCACCCAGGAUGGUAAGUUUAUGAGCAAGUUUAAGUUGCCUGAUAAUGCUAGAAGGGAUCAGGUCAAGGCUGAUAUGGUGAAUGGUGUGCUCACUGUUACUAUUCCUAAGGAAGAAGUUGCCAGUUAUAGGCCUAAUGUCAGGGUUGUGGAGAUCGAAGGUUCUGGCUGAAAAUAAUAUAAUAAUUAAGGACUAUAAUGUAGUUUGUGUGUGAUUAAGCUGUAAUUGGAGAUUGUAUGAGGGUGAUGGUAUGGCAUGUGUGUCUUUUUGUUUAGCAAGUGUGUGCAAUGUAAUGGCUUUGUCUUGCAAGUUCAACAGUGGCUUGGUGUUUGUGUUAAA
Messenger RNA from Populus nigra (black poplar), 778 nucleotides. Its product is annotated as 18.5 kDa class I heat shock protein-like. Gene Ontology annotation, biological process: protein folding; protein complex oligomerization; response to hydrogen peroxide. The coding region runs from base 158 to 610 and encodes 150 amino acids. NCBI's taxonomy places the organism in Eukaryota, Viridiplantae, Streptophyta, Magnoliopsida, Malpighiales, Salicaceae. The record is from RefSeq and is a predicted model, not a curated record. The transcript has a single exon.